CGGACUUAUCCAAGUAACCCAUCGUCGCUUUUCCCCAGUUGUCUCCUGCUAAUUACUGUCCUCUUGGUUCAAGUUAUCGUUACCUCUGUCAUGGGCAGUCGGCCAGUUGAUCUCGGACUCCCGGUAUUCUCCUGUCAGUCGGCACUGACCAAAUCUGGAGUCAUGUUGUCCGACACUCCGCAGACAAAUCUGUGGCUUGAACGAACUCGCCUCGAUGGAAUGAUGUUUGGGGGUGUGUCCUACGGCAUAUUCACUCUCCUUACAGUACAAGCCGUGGCUGCUCUGAUGCAACGGCCUCGAUACGGUGGAAAAAUCGCAAACAAUCGCAUCGUGCUUUUUUUCUACAUCUUUAUCACGUUUGCGCUUGGGACGAUAGGAUAUGCUGCGAACGCGAGAUAUACGGAAAUGAUCUGGAUAGACCUUCGCGAUAUACCUGGUGGUCCGCUCGAGCUGAUCGAGAAAGCACUGAAUUAUCGUAUCAAUAUUAUGGCAUUUUCCUCCUAUUUCGUCAUGGGGUGGUGUAUGCAAGCUUUACUUCUUCAUCGAUGUUUUAUAAUAUGGUCUCGGGCAUCAUCAGUUAUGAUCCCAAUGAUCGCUCUCUAUGUUGCCAUGAUUGUAGCAUCUAUUCUCAUCCUGAUCCAGUUAAGCACUGGUAUCAUGCUUCUCAAGACAAACAUCCUGCUUUUGUACUUCUGCAUGGAAGCAGGGUUCACUUUGAUCUAUACGAUUCUUGUGACGAGUCGUUUACUCGUCAUGCGAAGCCAGAUGAAGCAGGCCGUGGCAGAAUACAAUUCUAGCACCUACGAUAUCGUUGUGCGCAUGCUCAUCGAAUCCGCCAUGUUAUACUCUGUCUUUUGCGUCGUUAUUAUAGUCGCUCUUGCGUUACAUUCUGACGGCAUCUUUAAUCUAUUUUACUUAUCCAUCACCAAUGUUCAGGGCAUUGCUCAAUUGCUCAUUAUCAUUCGUGUAGCGCGAGGGCGGGCGAUCACACGCGAUUGGUCGACCCACGUUACUGCGGGACAUGCAGCACCUGCAGGGCCCACCUCUAUAGUAUUUUCAAGGACUAUGUCGAAUUUGACAGAUGGAGUCAACAUGGGGGGAAUGACUACUCCAGAGCAGGACGGUGUUCCGUUGUAUUCUCUUCCGAAAUCGGCCAAGGCAGCCAAAGCUGAAGUGUGUAUGGCAUGACCUUGACUUUGUGUAAAGUUAAAUCACUUAUGUAUUGUACUUCAACUUCAUUUAUACCUACUAUAUACCCUAUUGAAAUUCUUUUGCCCGUCACUAUGCCCUCGUCAGCUCACGGACGUACUUAAACAUAAUUUCAAAUUACCUUGCCACCCGGCACCGCGAGCCGUUUCGAC
This is a messenger RNA of Suillus bovinus, 1361 nucleotides long. RefSeq lists its product as uncharacterized. Bases 91 to 1188 code for a protein of 365 amino acids. NCBI's taxonomy places the organism in Eukaryota, Fungi, Basidiomycota, Agaricomycetes, Boletales, Suillaceae. The transcript is spliced from 6 exons. The record is from RefSeq and is a predicted model, not a curated record.